Molecule: messenger RNA, 1881 nt
Organism: Rhizopus microsporus ATCC 52813
Lineage: Eukaryota; Fungi; Mucoromycota; Mucoromycetes; Mucorales; Rhizopodaceae
Exons: 3
Coding region: 1-1881 (626 amino acids)
Source: RefSeq, a predicted model, not a curated record
AUGAAUUCCAUUAUCCGCUUAGAUCCAAUAGAUACCUCAAAUGUAGUUGAUCUCUUUACUGAAAAGCCUAUCCUUAAUUAUCAACUUGAGCCUAUUUCAAAAAUACUAUUUAAACAUACCUUCUACUGCAUCGAGCUUGAAGAGCAUGUUCAAGUCUUACUCACCAAGACUCAUCUUGUCAUCUCUACAGAUAAUAAUCAUUUACUAUGUCCAUCCAUUUUAAUUGACCAUGUCCGCGUACGAUCCACUCAGUCCGACUGCAAUGACGAAUACUGGCUUCAAUUUUUAAUCCAAGAGCGAAAGGCAUUGACUUUAAAGACAAGCUCCAAAGAAGAUCGUGAUCUCUGGCUUGUUUCAACUCAGCCCUCCGCCUGGUCACCUCUCGAGCAGACAGUCAUUUCGCGAAGCCGUCCAAAGCCGAUAAAGACCACUGAUAUUUUCAGCUUUUACAAUGAUCCCGAAGGAGAAAUUUCGCCUCUCGAAAGCUCCGACGAAGAAGACUCAACGAGUGACACUAAAAGAGAAGAAUAUACGUAUUCAGCCACGCCAUCAGACACAAUGCAAAAAGCCAUUACUCCUUCUCCCCCUCCUCUUCCUCAGCACUCUCAAGUACCCGAUCCUACCCUGAAUAAACCACUUCCUGUUCGCAACCAUUCAUUAAAGCAACUCCCUGCGACACCUCCUGAAACUAUAAUAGCAGCAACCACAACAGCGCCGCAAAAGAAACCUUCCUUUAUGCGCUCUGUCCUAUCUGCUGUUGGUUCGCCCCGCCUUAGAAAAUCUCAGAGCAUUACACCUUUGCCUAGACAAGCCCCAAUUACACUUAAUCAAAGUUCUGUGUCUCUCGAUCGACAAACAAUACCAACUCCACAGCGUAAUUCAUCCCUGCUGGAUCCUGCACAGCAACCGCGUGGCUCAUACCUCUUGCAUCAUCAAUCAUCCAACUCCUCAUUUUCAUCCAGUCAGUCUAGUCUAGCCACGCCUCCACUCAGCCGUUCAUCCAGCCCAGGGUCCUCGACUCCGAUCAGUCGUCUUCAAACACCUACCUCACUCUCUUCAGCAGAGGAUUUAGAGGAUCAACAAAGAUCAACUCCUCCUGCAAGCCCCGAUAUGCAACUUCGCAAUACAAUAAAGCAAGUGAUAUAUAGGGAUGAUCAAUGCCAAGUGUUUCACUGGAAAGACGAAUCUUGGUAUGCAGUAGAAGACGACCAAUGUGUACUGGAGGUACGACAGACCUAUUCAAAUCGCACAUGUAUCACCAUCCAUAUGAUGAAUACCCGACAAAUGUAUUUGAACGCAUGGAUCCUGCCCGAUACGUCAAUUCAACGUAUUAGUGACACAGACAUCAAUUUAACCGUUCAGUUUGGGGGAGUCGAGGAUAAUUACCUGUUCCAUUGUGCAACCAAUGAUAGUGCUAGUCAGCUCGAUCAAGUUCUGCAGCAGGUGCAUCUAGAAUCCGCCCAGCUACCCAUGACGGACACCGUCCGCGGCUCACCACCUUUGCUCGACGAGACAACUCAGCAAGAGGAGGAUUUGGAAAAAUCCCUAAAAUUAGCAUUACAAUGUAAAUGUAAACUAUACAUACAAAGCAGUAGUGCCAAAUGGAGUAGUUUUGGAAGUGUACAUAUGAAGGUAUCACAGCAUUAUACAACCAAGAAAAUGCACAUGGCAAUAGAGUCGCAUAAGGGCGGCAAGGUGACCAAAUUGGUGAGUGCUAUGGUACAAAGCCGAAAUGUAGAGAGACUUGGACCAAAGCGAAUUACCUUCUUGUUUGUUAAUGGCAAGACCAGUGUCGUCUACAUGGUGCAAGUACGUGAAGAGUUGACAGGUGAUAAAAUCAUUGAAUACCUUAAAGAAAAGAAUGCAGAAAAUGGUUGGUAA